UUUGCCUCCAGCAUUUAUAAUGGUGUUAAGUAUAAAAACAAGUGUGCUUAAUUUAUUGGGGGCAGGGGUCGCACUCAGAGGCUUGCUGUGUGAAAGGGGUUGCUGGAAAAAAAGUUUGAGACCCACUGCCUUUGAGGAUUUGGGCCUGUAUCCUUACAUCAUCCUGGCUCCUGAAAUAGUAAGAAAACCAGACACACUAUGGACAGGGAAUGUUCUCAGCUCCUACCGUCGGUUUGUGCAGUUCUAGCAGACUCAAGGCAACUUGUUGCAGAUGACACCUUUCUAGAGAAAUUUCUGGACUGGUUUAAGACUCUGACUGAAACAGAAUCUAGCCUGCUGCUGUUACAGGAGAAUCCAUGCUUGACAGAGCUCAUCAUGUGCGUGCUGAAACUGAAGGAUCCAAGUUCUAGCACUCUUUCCUUUAUUCUGAGAUUAACAGGGAUAUUUGCAGCCUCUGAAAGCUGCUUCCAGUAUUUACAGCAGAGGGAGCUGUUGAUCAGUCUCUUUGGAGAGGUGGGGCCUCUCAGCAGUGCUCUGUGGGAAGAGGCAUCUGUGCGAAGCGGCUGGGUCCAGGGGGUGUACAGCAUGGUGCAGCACCAGAGCGCCCUCCAUUUUUUGUGCAACUGUGGAGCCAUAGAUGUGAUCUUCACUCUGCAGGGAGACCCCAGCCUGUUUGUGGCUUCAGCUGCCAAUCAGCUUGUAGUGCACGUGCUCACCUUCUCUCUACAGUCGUUCCAGACAAAACCUGUAAAUAUAAAGGACUGUGAUUGGCCAAUAUGUGCUCAAAAGCUUAUAGUGCACAUUGAAGAGUCCCUUAAUUCCAACUCUGCCUCUCAUAUCAAGCAAUCCUUGAAGCUGCUAACCAGUGUGUUUGCAUGCUGUCAUGAUCUGUGGACUGAAGUACUUUGGUCACAGCUAUCAGAGCCAAUUGUAUAUCUUUUGGACGAGGAGCCAGUCCACACCGGGCACUUACUGGUGGACCUUUUCCUGAGCAUGGCAAGGUCUCCUGUGUUUAGCUGUCCUGAAUGUAGCCUGUGGACAUCAGUAACAUGUGCUCUGGAGCACUUAAACCCAGCUCAAGUUGGUUGUUUGGCAGCGGGAGUACUGAAACUUCAGGAAUGCCCACAGGCAGUAAGGAUCCAAGCUCUGAAUGUUCUGCUUCAACCAAUGGACUGUGUUCUGAAAGCAGCCUCCCAAUCCUUGGAAUACCCAGGUUUGCUGAAUAGGUCUGUGAAUGAUUCUGCCACUGUUGAAACUCUUCUGUCCUGCAGAUCCUCUUGUGCUAGCCUCCUGUGUCAGACGUUGGCUCAUCUGGAGGAGCUGCAGUACCUGACCUGCUUGCCAGUGGAUUUGCCCCAUAUACCUUUGCUACAGUCUGUAGUGACAAUACUGCAAUUCUGUAUUGGCCUUGCGAUUCCAGCAUCCUGUCUGGGAAAAAAGAUCAGUAGAAUCCUGAUUGGUUGCUUCAGAGUUCAGCGGUCAGCACUUGACAUCCUGGGCGUGCUGUCUCACUGGGAAAGUCACAGUGUAUUCAUGGGAAGUGUAUUUGACAUCCUCCUUGCAUACCUGAAGAGUCCAGAUACCAGUCCUACCGUUCUGAAGAAGUCAUUUCAAGCAACACUCAAAUGGCUGGUGAGUUUGUCAGAGGCACCCAGCUCCAAGGAUCGCUGGCAACAGACUGAGCAGUUUCUCCGAGAUCUGUUUCUGGUGCUGCAGAAGCGUUUGUGCAGCCCUUACUGGGAAGUACGGGACUCUGCCCUGGAAUUUAUCACCCUCCUGGUUAAGCAUCUGAGAGAGAAGGAGGGGUUCAGGCAAGUUCUCUUCUCUUCGGAGGUGCCCAAGCUCACAGAGGAUCUUCUUGAGGACCCAGAGAGUUAUGUGCGAGCAAGUGCUGUGACAGCCAUGGGACAAUUGUCCUUCCUCACCCAUCUCAUCUCAAAGAAGCCUGGCCUAGAAAAUGGAAAUCUUAAAGAGAAAAGCAUUGUAGCACAGCUUAAAGAAAUCUUAUCAACAGACUCAGAGGGCUUCCCUAGAAGAGCUGUGAUCAGUGUCUUCAGUGACUGGCUGAGAGAAGGCCACCCAGAUGUACUGACAGACACUGAGCCGUUUGUCUCCAGCGUGCUCCAAGCUGUGAACAGUGACUUUGACUGGGAAGUUAAAGCUGGUGGUUUGGAACUGGCUGAAAUUUUCUCUGCCCAGACACUUGGACGGCUUGGCCUUGCUGCAUGCCCAUAUGCUGCUGUUUUAUCCUCUGCCACCCGCUCCACUCAGAUGAGUGAGUCUCUGCAGAUAUUCUGCCAGGUGAAACUGUUUGAGUUCCUUUUUGGUGCUUUGUGUGACUGUGACAGGCCAGUGGCUCAGAAAGCCUGCGAUAUCCUCAUUGCCUUGAAAGCUGAGCUGUGUGAUGAGAGCAGCCUGAAGGAAGGAACAAGUGCAGGCUUGUCUACAGAAGCACGUGGUAUUACUUGGUUAGAAGAGACUCUGAGGAGAUGGAGUUCCUGUGCCAAGCCCUGUCCCAGAGGUGAUGCUGAUGAGGCUGGAUCCCAAGACCCAAACGGUGUGCUGCUGGUUUUGAGAACAGUGGACUUAGAAGGGCUGCACAGGUCUCUGAACAGAAGUAGUGACCACAUUGAGAAGAGCCCUCAAUCCCUCUUGCAGGACAUCCUGGCCACUGUGGGGACCUUGGAGGACAAUGAAGCUGACUGCUAUUAGUCAGUGUCAGUUUCUUCCUCAGAGAGGAAGCCAUUCCAAACCAAUAUCUGGCUGCAGGAGAAGUUACUUGCUACCCAAGAGUAGAAACCAGGCCUUGCAAAAGGGGAAACUGUGAAAGAAAGGCCCAGGAGGAGGACUCUGUCUUGGACUGGUCUGAACAGUGAGGAUGACAACUUGGUUGGCUAUCAAACGGGUUAGACAGUUAUUAGUGGCAUGUUGUCCUUGCUAGCUGUAGCCCAGAAUGCAAGGAAUUUAAAUGAGAGAGUAUUUAAGAGGUACAGCCAUGGAACUAUAAUACAAUGUAUUUUAACAAGUCAUUGUUAAAUACAGGGUCUGUAUGAAUUCAGACUCUGUAGUCACUGCCCAAAGCUUUUUUUUUUAAGUCCAAAAAAGCAUCUGUUUCAUUUUAAUAUACCCUCACGUAAAGCCACAGAAAAUUACCGCCCUCCUCCCCCCAAGUUUUAAAACUGAUUUAAAGUGCUGGUGUAAACAAGGUAAAAAAAAAUCUAUAAACCCUCUUUUACAGCCUGGUUGGUUAAACUUGCUGAAAGCUGGUUCAAGUAGACUGGUUUUAAAAGGGAUCUAUCCAUUUUUGCUUUGUCUACACUACCACUCUAAAAUCAGAGUCCCUGUUAUAGUGAAGGGCCUAGAGGCCGAGGAGAACAUUUAGGGAAGAGUCACAACAUCGGUGUUUUGAAUGUUUCCUGUAACUGUGGCAGGAGAUCAAUUAAAAAUUACAGUGGCAAAAACGUUUCUGACUUCUUCCCGCACAGGUUCCUAGGGAGAAGAUGAGAUGCGAGGUGCACUACACUUGCAUUUCAGUGACACAGGGGCAAUUGCAGUUGCUAAGCCUUCAGAGUGCUCUAGUCUCCAUUUCAGAAAAGCUGGAAUGACUCCCAGUGGGAGAAGGCAGCUUUGGCAGCUGGAGCUUUUUGAUAAAAUGUCAGUGUCAGACUUCGGUUUGCCUCAUCCAAGUCAACAAACCUCCUUAAUUAGAAAUCUAGCAGCCAUACCCAAAGUGGCAGGGCUUCUUUCUGAGGACAAUUUGACAGCUUUUAGAAAACAGCUUGGGGGAAAUUUGUAGUUUACAACUUCAGCAGCCCAAGAAGUGACACUAUAGAGGAGAGGUUUUAAUACAGUGAAACAGCAUAGCCAUGGCAACAGUGUCAAACUGUACCUAAGCCCCUUGAGCACCGAUGUGAAACUAUACCAUUCCUGGUUGGCAAGGUAAGAACACGCCAUUCAGUUUAGGCUAAUGGAGGAUACUAAGCUCUCAUCCAGCUGCAGUGUCUCAGGAGGAGAGAGUCUCAGUUCAAACACCAUCUCAUUCAUUCCCUUCUGCCAACAGCUGUGCUAGCCAGUGAAGCAGCAUCCCAAAUUCUGUCUUUUUGAACAGCUCACUGGCAGCAAUGCAGGAAGGCUAGACAUAGGUUUGACUACUUAACUGCUGAGGUUGGAAGUUUACAACAUACCCUUUAAUGAAUUCAGACAAUAAGCUUAUCUGCCACGCUGCACACAGCUUUCUACAUAAGAGCUCCAGCUCUCUUAUGGCAACUGGAAGGAGCAGCCUUUGAUGAUGAUAUACAGGCCGUGGGCUGUAUCUGACUCAAGAAAGGAAAAAAGGUAUAAGACCAAGAUGGCCAUAUCCUUACCCUACACGCCACUUGGAGAAACUGGGAGGGUUAGUCAAGAGGAGUCUGGAUAAUUUAAGGAAGCGUAGAUUGUUUUACUCAACUGCUGCAGUCUGCUGGAUGGAUUGUUAUCCAAAGCUAGCACCACACACGUUGCAGGGCAUUCUCUGACCUGUUUAAAGGGCAAGAGAGCAGGGUUAUUAGAUCCCAAUCAGGGACACUUUUUAGGUAAUGCCUUUCAUUAAAGGAAUCCAAACAACUACCCAAAGAAAGACAAGUAUAUAUUACCACCUUUUACAGGCGGGGAAGGUUAAGGACUACAACUCAGGUCUCCUGCCUCACAGGCCACUGGAUUCUACCUGCUUUGUUUCCUCAGUGUGUCACCUUUAGCUAGAAGUGAUGGUGAAGCUAAGCUGAGGGCCCGGACUUCUUGUAUUUGGAAGCAAUGCAUGAUUUAUAUGCCACCGGAGAAAGACAUACAGUCUGGAAUGAUGGACAGGGAGGGCUACUUACAUCUGCAGUGUGAAGUAGCAUCUUAUUCAUCAUCCUGUCACCUCCACUUGCAGACAGAAGGAUUAAUUUUGGAACUUUUCAUAAACAGUAUUGUACUGAAAAGCUCUCAAACUUCAGCAAUUAGGCUAAAAACAAUACUGACUUUUGCACAGCUUCCAUUUCUUCUGAUCUUUCUGUUUUGACCUCCUUUAUUGUUCUUUGCAUGUGUCUGUUCACUGCACUCUGUUCUUCAAGACUUGCAUUAGUGCUGGGAUGCUGAGACUGGAAUCACAUAUCCAACAAGAAGGGGAAGAGCUGAGCAGCAUGAAAAGCAGCAGCAUAACAGCAAAGUGGCAGGGAGGUGGAAAGAUCAAGGCAGGUGUAAAGAGCAGCAAAGAAAACCCUACUUUUGCUACUGCAGAAAAAUUCAGCUAGUGCUUAGGGAUGUUACAAAUCUUGUUUAAACCAAAACCUUAGCUGCCUGACUUGUAAAUGAACACAAUGACACAGCCAGCAACUAGUGCAUUCCCCUAGGUGCUUGUAAGGGCAGACAGCCAGCUUCAAGAGAAAUUGAAACUGAGUUCUGGCCACAACAGCCACGGGGCUCUCUGCCCCCCCCCCUUCGGUUUUUAGAGUUAAGUAGAACGUUUUCCUACUGCACCCUUGAAAAGAAAAGCCUGGUUCAUGUCGUGUCUCUGUCUCCAGAAUGGCAUAUCCUAGACUUGUUCUGGACCCCCAAGGAGUUCUGCCUUUGCUGCUGAAAAAUGCCCCAAUGCCAACAAAAAUCCAACAAGCAAAUUUAAAAUAAAUGAGCCUCCUACCUUAGUCAUCUAGUGCUAUUCUGUAAGGAGGGAGAUGAGUGCUGUGGCCUGAUCUGCCUCCUGGCAAUGGUUUACCCUUCCCUUGUACAGUGAUGUCUCCCCAGGACACUCUGGUCUCUUGGUGAGUCAGUGAGGAGUCAGGACUAUAAACCCAAACCCUUGCAGGGCUUCCAAUUUAUUGAGCAGAUUAAAGAUAAGGAAUUAGUCUUGUCCUGCAGCAAGAGCAUCAUCCCAAUCCCUGAGUAUAUUCUGGUAUAGUCUGCCAUGGUGUUGAGAAUUUAAGCAGUUUGCCUAUGUUGCCCUUCACUCCUGAGCACAGUGAUCACAGCACCUCAUGAUGUGGGCUUUUCCCAAGGAGAGUGCCUUGCUAAAUUCAUAACAGACCCCUACACUCUCACCCCCAGUGCAGAGACCAGGGUUCGGCUCAGAUAGAAUCUUCAUCAGGGCCUACAGAGCACAUACCCUGCCUGUUCAGAAAUAUGCACACUGAACACAACACCACAGAAUUGCAGGUUUUGCUAUCUAGCACAUCAUCCUCUAGGCUGGGGUAGUGGUCUCCUUAAAUUGUGUAUAUCCAGAAUACUGAGAGCAACAGCCAUCAUUCAUGCUGGGGAAGGGAUUUUGUAGGUAUGUGAACAAGAACAUGUGCUCAUCAGCAUUCAGAACACAUGUUAUGGUGGAGGGAAUCCAGCAAUGCCCACACUGCCUCGUUUUUUUGGGGGGGAGGGCCCACUGUGGAAGCUCUGUAGCUUUUAUAACUCAGAACAUUAGCUGCUGUCAUAGGGAGACUUUUCCAUACACACAAUACAACCCAUAAGCAAAAUUCCCCAUUGCCAUCAGCUAUUAAUUUGAGUAAUAACUUCAGGCUGUGGCCUGUUGUAUCCACAUUUAGAGUAUAAAGAUGCAUCAGAGCAGAAGCUUAUUUCACAGAGCUUUUUCCAAACACUUGCAGUAUAAGUCCUAUUGCAUGAUAUAUGAGGGGAUGUGAAAUUCUAUGCAUUAAGUCUUUAUUCAACAAAUUUCAGCACAGCUUGGGAGAAAGGAUUUGUCCCUUUAUUGGCUCAUGCAGAGUCACCAACAGAGAGCACAAGAAAACAAGCAUUUUUUUGCUACCACUGCACUGAGAUGUCUCUGUCUGAAGAGAACAAGCCUUGCAGAGUAUGGCUUGGAAGUCUUUGUUAGAACUGUAUUUCUUAGUAUGCAAAGCCAUUGUUUGCAAAAGCAAUUGACAAAGGCCACAACAAAGGUGUUACUGCCGAUUCCCCCUGUAUAAAUUGUAAUGCGAUUUUUCAUAGUGAAACUGCUGAACCAGUUUCCUCCCCAUAGGUGGGUGGCUUUUAAAAUGUAAUCAUCACACAUGCCUGUAGAAAUGUAUAUUCUUCACCAGAGAUCUGUUUGUAUUACAUAUAUGAGACACUUUCAAAAUGACAUUUUCCUUUAAGAGCUAUGGGUUAAUGGAACAACUGUAUUCAUUUAUGCCCUGCAUUUGACCAGUGAAUACAAUUGUUAAAACUGUG
Gopherus evgoodei (Goodes thornscrub tortoise) is the source of this 7173-nucleotide messenger RNA. RefSeq names its product BRCA1 associated ATM activator 1 (gene BRAT1). The coding region runs from base 199 to 2712 and encodes 837 amino acids. NCBI's taxonomy places the organism in Eukaryota, Metazoa, Chordata, Testudines, Testudinidae. Gene Ontology annotation, cellular component: nucleus. Gene Ontology annotation, biological process: DNA damage response; cell population proliferation; positive regulation of protein phosphorylation. The transcript has 14 exons. The record is from RefSeq and is a predicted model, not a curated record.